AUGACCUCGCCUAAUCAAACGCCCAGAGGCUAUGAAUCGCGCCAUGUUUCUAGAAUUAUUGUCGAACCAACCCCCGAGAACCAGAGGAUCUAUAAUGAUAUUCGGCAGACGCUUGAACGUUUGCGCUUGCAAACUCAUGUUGCCUCGCAGCAGAGCUUGCUCCCUCCCCAAGCAGCUCCGUCUAUUGGUAGUACUAUUCAUUCGCCAACAGACGAGCCCAGCACGCCUUCCACCCAAGAUGUAACGACGCACGAUGCAGAUCGAUCCAGACGUCAGCGAGGUAGGAGGAGAGGACCGCUAGAUUCACGUACUAGGUUGAAUACUGCACUUAAACGCAAGCUCAAGCUUGCUUGCCCGCAUCACCGGGCUAAGAAAACAACAUGUGAUUGCCAUGAUUUCUGUCGUCUAGAAGAAGGCUAUCAAAGCACCCUGCUCUCGCAAUCUUCCAGUCAUGGCAGGCCGCAUGGCCGAAACGAGUUUAUGUCGCUCACGCCGAUAGAACGAACUUGGAAUACGUUUGGUGCUGGCGGGGCUGCGAUGGCCUCAUCAGAGCAAGACCCUAUGUCAACCGACUUUAUUGACUUGCAAUCCUCAAUUGGAGAUCACGAGGCCGUCCGCUCAGAUGUACAACAAAUCGUGAGGGGAUUCGAUGCCGACUCGGUUCAUCUAGACAGCGCGAUGCUCCAAGCCCCAGGACAAACAUACCACCCAGGUAAUGAUAUGGGUACACAAUCUCCGGAUGGGCAUCUACAAUUCGAAUUUCUCGAGAUUGGCAGCCAGAUGGAGAUAUACCCAAAUCGCUGGCAAUGCGAGUUUAGGGGUUCGAUAGAUACUGCGUCGGAGACUUCCUCGGAAACUUGUCACUGGACAGGACCGUUCCGGGAGCUGUCCAACCAUUUUCGAACAAAACAUCACCCCUUUCAUGAUGUCAACCCACGUUUCUGGCUCAGUCCCCUCUAUCCCCAUUCCGAUGCACCAGGGAGAGCUGUUCAGGUUCUUCUUGCCAGAGAUGGUAUUAUGGCUCCACGAGAGAUGAAUCGGUCGCAGGGUCGGCGGUAG
Molecule: messenger RNA, 1059 nt
Organism: Daldinia childiae
Lineage: Eukaryota; Fungi; Ascomycota; Sordariomycetes; Xylariales; Hypoxylaceae
Exons: 3
Coding region: 1-1059 (352 amino acids)
Source: RefSeq, a predicted model, not a curated record